Messenger RNA from Pleuronectes platessa (European plaice), 3127 nucleotides. Its product is annotated as copine-3. Gene Ontology annotation, cellular component: plasma membrane. Bases 270 to 1895 code for a protein of 541 amino acids. Gene Ontology annotation, molecular function: calcium-dependent phospholipid binding; receptor tyrosine kinase binding. Gene Ontology annotation, biological process: ERBB2 signaling pathway; cellular response to calcium ion. NCBI's taxonomy places the organism in Eukaryota, Metazoa, Chordata, Actinopteri, Pleuronectiformes, Pleuronectidae. The record is from RefSeq and is a predicted model, not a curated record. The transcript has 16 exons.
AAAGUUCCGCUGUACCACUAUCCAGGCUGUUGUGCGCACUGGUGCCAGUGGAACAUGUCAGUCGCGCAGUCUGAAGUCAGCAGAGACACAAUAGCUGCGGGUGUAGCCCCGGAGGAAGAGAACGGGCCGCUGGGAGACUGAGGCCGGAAGAGGAGGAGGGAUCUCUGGGCGGCUCCGCUCCCGCUGCUCAGCUGUUCCUGUCAGACAAACGUGUCCGGAGCCACCGCAGGCGCUUCGGGAUUCUACCUGUCAACAAGUAAACAGCUGCCAUGGCCUCAGGGGGAGCCUCAGCCCCAGGAGUCACCCAAUGGGCCACUAAGGUGGAGCUGACCAUCUCCUGUGAGAACCUCCUGGACAUGGACGUCUUCUCCAAGUCCGAUCCUCUGUGCGCCUUGUACAUCAACACUUCAGGCUCCCACUGGUAUGAGUUUGGACGCACCGAGAUGAUCCUGAACUGCCUGAAUCCAAAGUUUGCCAAGAGGUUUGUCAUUGACUACUAUUUCGAGAUGGUGCAGAAGCUGAAGUUUUGCGUGUAUGACAUCGACAACAGUACCUAUGACCUGAGUGAUGAUGAUUUUCUAGGGGAGCUUGAAUGCACCCUGGGUCAGAUUGUUUCCAGCAAGCAGCUGACUCGAUCUCUGUUGCUGACAGACAAGAGGCCUGCAGGUCGGGGGACCAUAACAAUCUGUGCUGAAGAAAUAACAGACACCAGAGUGGCUGAGUUUGAGGUGUCGGGCCGCAGGAUGGACAAAAAGUAUUUGUGGUGGUCCGACCCUUUCCUGGAGUUCUACAAGCAGACAGAGACCGGCUGGCAGCUGGCUCACAGGACAGAGGUUGUGUACGACAACCUAAACCCAAUAUGGAGACCCUUCCGCAUCUCGAUGCGAUCGCUCUGUGGAGGAGAUGUGGAGAAGCCCAUUAAGGUGGUCUGUUACGACCAUCGCAUCAGUGGCUCCCAUGAUCUCAUCGGAAGCUUUCAAACCACACUGGCAGAGUUGCAAGUGGGAACACACAUUUCCCCGGCUGAAUUCGAGUGCAUAAACCUGAAAAAGUUGAAGAAGAAAAAGUAUAAAAACUCUGGGGUCAUUUGCGUCAAGCGCUGCCAGUUGGUGAAGGACUACACCUUCCUGGAUUAUAUCAUGGGCGGUUGUCAGAUCAACUUCACUAUCGCCAUUGACUUCACAGGCUCUAACGGGGAUCCAAGCUCUCCACGCUCCCUCCACUACGUCAACCCUGAUGGCUACAACGAAUACCUGGCAGCCAUCUGGGCAGUGGGUAAUGUCAUCCAGGACUAUGACAGUAACAAAAUGUUUCCUGUCUUUGGUUUUGGAGCCAAGAUCCCUCCCUCCUGGCAGGUUUCCCAUGAGUUUCCCAUCAAUUUUAAUCCAGCAAAUCCAUUCUGUGCAGGCAUAGAGGGAGUGGUGCAGGCCUACCAGCAGUGUCUACCCCAGCUGAAGCUCUGGGGUCCCACCAACUUUUCUCCGGUUAUUGACCACGUCACCUGCUUCGCCAAACAAGCUCUCCGGCAGAACACGGCCUCGCAAUACUUCGUGCUACUCAUCAUCACAGACGGAGUGAUCACAGACAUGGAUCAGACAUGUGCUGCGAUAGUAGAGGCCUCUCGUCUGCCCAUGUCUAUCAUCAUAGUGGGCGUGGGCGAUGCUGACUUCAGCGCGAUGGAGUUCCUCGACAGCGACGACAAGCUGCUGCGUUCGCCGACCGGUGACACCGCUGCGAGAGACAUCGUCCAGUUUGUGCCCUUCAGGGAUUUCCAAGGAAACAGUGUGGCCCUCGCCCAGAGCGUCCUGGCAGAGCUGCCCGAUCAAGUGUCCUCCUUCUUCAAUUCUUACAAGCUAAAGCCCCCAAAUAUAUCCAGUGUUUCUGAGCCGUCUUAGGAAGGUGGGGUAAUUAUCCCAAAUACCUCAUAUCUACCACAUGCCUGCAUCUCGUGCACCCUCUUUACUAAGUUGCCUGUAUGAAUGGUGCAAAGCAACACCAUGAAUAGUUAUUUUAUAGCUUGUGCUGUCGCAUGUAGAGGAAGAAAAUUAUGGUCAAUCAAAGAUUGUAUAUAUUGAGUUUUGAAAUUUGUUUUGAAUUGUUGAAGAUGAAUUCCUGUGACAUGAUGCCUUGUAAUGCAUGAAAUCACCAAGCAAUCAUAAUAAAAGUAAUCACACUUUGCACUACGAGCGUAGCACUGUGACAUGCUCCGAUGGCUCUGUUGAUUAAAUUGUUGUUUAAAUGUUUUUCUGUCCUCUCUCUGUAUGAUCUUGUCUCUAUUGUGACUGUUACUUUGCACACUCUCUAGUCUCUCACUGCUCUAACGUCUUUAAAUUGUGUGGGAAAGCUGUGUGGUUGUUCAGUGUUUGUGCGGUGAAUAAUGUUUGUGUCCAGGCAGUGCGCUGCUGGGAAAGUCUUGUGUCAGCAGCCGCACCUUUCUACAGUCGCACUGAGAGUCAUCACGUCUGUUCUCCAGCCACAAAGUAAAUGUGAUUCAAUAAAUGUUUGAAUGAUCAAGGAGAACCGAACAUGAGGAUCAAAGUAAAGGAGGAAGAGCUGGUUGAGACAGAGGAAAUCCAAAUUGAGCAGAAGGAGAAAUUUGAAUCUCUGCAGGAGAGCUGUGAGGAGAAGCCGGAGUUCAGGGUCCUCCUAAAUUGGGCCAGCUCAGAGAAAAGGAUCUGCAGAAACAGAUGAGAAAGUCGGAGGAGAAGUAGUUCAUCGAGCAGGUGCUGUCACUCAAGAGAGAAAACAUGCAGGAGGAAGAAAUAUGUCCCCUGAUCCAAGUUCCAUCAGCUCAUUAUGAUUUGAAUCUCAUAGAUCGUAGGUUUGUUUGAGGUUUAGACUUUGAAAAAGAAAAAGAGUGAAACCUCCCGUCCCGUUAAUUUCAGACAUGCGGUAUAGAUAGUCGGAGCGCGUAAAAAGAACGAAAAGACAACUAUAUUUUAGUUAUAGCCUCUCAUUUUUUUUUUUUUUUUUUUUUUUUAUCUUCAUGGCGUAUCUGCUCAUGUCAAUUAUCAUGUAUUUUUAAUGAAAAUGAAAGGGCAAGCCUGUAAAAAAAAAAAAAAAAGUAUACAUAAUGUAACCAUAUUUGGAAGCUGAUUAAAAAUAUUCCUUGAGAGGUUAUAAGUGA